AUGCUAAGAUGUAUAUUCAUCAACAAGACCUCAAUUGGUCGAUUGUUACUUCAUACUCAACCAUCUCAACAGUUUGCUAGACGCACCUUGAUAUCGUUGUCUUCAACAUGUAACAACAAGUCAUUAUCAACGAUACAUCAACACAACAUAUAUAGUAGUAAUAGUACCAGAAGAUCAUAUACUAGUACAAAGCAAUUGGAUAAGAAUAACUUGUUUGAUGGAUCAGAUGAUGCUAUAACAGUGGAUGGAUACAGUCAACAGGGAUUCAGUGUCAAUGGAGUGUUGCUACCUGGUCCCAUCGUAGUCAUGCCCAAAGCACUACUCCUUUGGGAUGUACACGCAUGCUCCGAUAUAACAGUCGAUAGUCUUGCUGUACUAUCAGUGAUUGAUCCUGCAAUAGGAGAGAAUAGAAUACCAUUGGAUGAAGAGUUAGUAUUUGAGAUCAAACGAAGAUAUAACACAGCAGUUGAGAUCAUGUCCACGGUCAAUGCACUGGGCACUUACAACAUCUUGUCCGAGGAGGGCAGGAAGGUGGCUGUGUUUUUGUUGCCAAUGGUACCUUGUCGCGAAGCCAAGGACACAUAUUAUGUAUCAAAGAAGGAUUAUGAAGACUUGCAAGUGGAUAACAGCCUGUCAUCAAGCAAACAAACAUCAACGUCCAUAUCAGACGGUCCAGAUUAUGAGCCACAAAGCUUCAAGAGCGAGUACAAGCCAACCAAGAACAUAGAGGAGGCUGCAAAGCAUCAGCCAACACUGCUAGGUCGCACUCUAAUAUGGAUCGCAGAGAGGCUGGCGCCAAAGGACAAGAACAAGAACAAGAAACAAUGA
Acytostelium subglobosum LB1 is the source of this 828-nucleotide messenger RNA. RefSeq lists its product as hypothetical. Gene Ontology annotation, cellular component: mitochondrial inner membrane. NCBI's taxonomy places the organism in Eukaryota, Evosea, Eumycetozoa, Acytosteliales, Acytosteliaceae. The record is from RefSeq and is a predicted model, not a curated record. The transcript is spliced from 2 exons. Gene Ontology annotation, biological process: mitochondrial respiratory chain complex I assembly. Bases 1 to 828 code for a protein of 275 amino acids.